AUGCCGCGCAGACAGCACAAAAAAUCCCGGAACGGCUGCCUAGAGUGCAAGCGCCGACAUAUUAAGUGCGACGAACGGCGCCCCGUAUGUGCGCAGUGUACCACCUCCGAACGAAUCUGCGAAUUCUCCGAGCGACAUGCCCGAAUUGUCCUGAGCGCGGCGUCCAGCAGGCAGACGCCUUCGUCCACCACCGGCACUCCUCUGUCGGAGCCAGCGGUGGCAGCGGGCUCCCAUGAAGAACCCCCCGUCAACAUGCUUCAUGCGGAGCUGCUGUGCCACUUGGUCACCGAGACCCUGGGCUCCCUCAGCAGAGAUAACAGCCAUCUGGCGAGCUUAUUCUCGACCGAAAUCAUGAAGUGCUGCUCCGAGGCUCCCUACCUCCUCAAUGAACUCCUCGCCCUCGCGGCCACUCAUAUCAGCAUCAUCCGCCCCGCCCAGCAGGCCUUGUAUCGCCAUCAUGCCGCGCAGCUGCAGAACCAUGCCUUGAGAUUCUUUCAUGCCACGAAUCCCACCCCCACUAGCACCCCCACAGCCUGUAUGCCCCGCUUUCUCUUUUCCUCCAUCCUGGGUAUGCACACGUUGUGCGACACCCUCGUCUUCCGGGAUGAUGAUUUCAACGUCUUUCUCGACCGCUUCAUCCACUAUCUCCACAUACACCGUGGCGUGCGCGCCGUCAUCGGCUCCAACUGGCGUGUCUUGGCCGAGUCCACUGCCCUCGCCCCGACCUUGGGCGACGCCGAAUCGCGAUUACAGGCCGAUAAUGCCCCCCUGGGCCCCGAAUGUAGCCGACUAUUGGCGCUCACCCAAUCCAGCAAUCUAAGUCCCUCUAUUGCCGCCACCUACCAACACGCCAUCGAGGCAUUGCAGUUGGCCAUGAACUCGGCAUCCUCCCUCGAGCCGAUGGGCAGCUGCCCUCCCGGUAUUUUCUCCUGGCCCGCAACUUUGUCCCCUGAGUAUGUUGAUCUCCUCGCGCUCCGGAGCCCGGACGCGCUGGCGGUGCUGGCGCAUUACGGUGUGGUCCUGCAUGCCCACCGCCAUCAUUGGUUCUUGGGCGAUGGUGGGCGGUACUUGAUUGAGUCUAUCCGCGAGUACUUGGGGCCCGACUGGGCGGAAUGGCUGGCAUUCCCGAAUCAUGCGUUGAGUCAGUCUACAAUCCCUUAA
Molecule: messenger RNA, 1161 nt
Organism: Aspergillus sclerotioniger CBS 115572
Lineage: Eukaryota; Fungi; Ascomycota; Eurotiomycetes; Eurotiales; Aspergillaceae
Product: Zn(II)2Cys6 transcription factor domain-containing protein
Exons: 3
Coding region: 1-1161 (386 amino acids)
Biological process (GO): regulation of transcription by RNA polymerase II
Molecular function (GO): zinc ion binding; DNA-binding transcription activator activity, RNA polymerase II-specific
Source: RefSeq, a predicted model, not a curated record